AUGAAAAGACCUCAGAGCAGUGGUGGAAGUACAAGGAGGCAAGCAAUUCCCGCCCAAUCAAGUACAACUACCAACAAUACAACAACAUCAUCAAAUAUGAGAGGUAAUAGAAGUACAACACCUCAACAACAUCCACUUUUAAUUUCAUCAUCAUCAUCAACAUUAGGAUCAUCCUCCGAUUUAAGUAUCAAAGGAAUUGGUAAUAAUAAUGUAAAUACAAAAGUAAAUUCAAGUGAGGAAAGAUUAAGAUUGGAGGCUAAAAAUCUAAUAACUAAAUGGACAACAAGAGAACAACAAGAUAAUCUUCAAAUUAAAGAUAAUUUAAUAUUAAAUACUAGUCUUAAUAUGAGUAGUAAUAAUUUAUCAUCAUCAUCAAUUAAAAGAACAACAUCAUCAAUUAGGAAUGAAAAUCCACUAUUAAAAAGUACUAAUCCAAUAACAACAAAAUCAAUUAUUGAAUCAACACUAUCGGAUGAUCAAGUAUCUGCUAAUCAAUUAUUAAAUACACCAUUAAUGGAUAAAAUUAAAGAUAAAAGACCAUCUGAAUUAACAAGAUGGGAGAAAUUAAGACUUUCAAUGGAACGUAAAAAGAAUGUUGUUGUUUUAAAUGUUUUAGAACCAACUUUUGAAAGUAAAAUUCAACUUGUAAAAAAUGAUUUAAACUCUUCCGAUAAUCAACAACAUCAACUCAACCAUGAUGAAUCAAUGUGA
This is a messenger RNA of Naegleria gruberi, 711 nucleotides long. RefSeq lists its product as uncharacterized. The transcript has a single exon. The coding region runs from base 1 to 711 and encodes 236 amino acids. Lineage: Eukaryota; Heterolobosea; Eutetramitea; Acrasida; Naegleriidae. The record is from RefSeq and is a predicted model, not a curated record.